Molecule: messenger RNA, 1546 nt
Organism: Ziziphus jujuba (common jujube)
Lineage: Eukaryota; Viridiplantae; Streptophyta; Magnoliopsida; Rosales; Rhamnaceae
Product: cell differentiation protein rcd1
Exons: 9
Coding region: 192-1136 (314 amino acids)
Biological process (GO): mRNA catabolic process; negative regulation of translation
Cellular component (GO): P-body; CCR4-NOT complex; CCR4-NOT core complex
Source: RefSeq, a predicted model, not a curated record
GCGAAUUGGCGAGCAAGCAUUCACUCACUCCGCCUUCCUCCUCCAGAAAACCCCCUACUAUAUAAGCAUCGUAAUCCCAUCCCUGCCUCUGUAUAUAUACACACACACACACACACACAUAUAUAUAUAUAUAGAGAGAGAGAGAGAGAGAGACACACACACACACACACAAUUCCAAGUUCAAACCCAGAAUGGCGAACCUUCCGGAAGAUUUUGUGGGGUGUAGACGCGAAGUGGGUCCCAGCACGUCCGAGUCACUGAACGCUUUCAGUAAUGCCGGCCGGCCCAAAAUGGUCUACGUCGAGAAGUUGAUUCUGGCGCUUGCUCAUGAACAUACCCGAGAACGAGCUCUCUACCACCUUUGCAAGAUUAGGAUGACUCAUGAAGAUUUGGCUCUUUUAUUGUGGCAUUCUUUUGGAGCUAUGUAUAAACUCUUGCAGGAAAUAGUGGCAGUAUACCCCUUGCUGUCAACCCCAAACCUUAGAGACAGUGAAUCAAAUAGAGUGUGCUAUGCUGUUGCAUUACUUGAGUGUGUAGCUUCUCAUGAAGACACGAGGAUGCUGUUCAUCAAGGCUAACAUGCCACUGUAUCUAUACCCUUUUCUUAGCAACAUGAACAAGGAAAAGCCACAUGAAUGCCUCAGGAUAACCAGCUUAGAUAUUAUUAGUGCCUUAAUGAAGUCUAACGAUGCAAACAUUAUUAACUUCCUUCUCGGUAGUGAAAUACUUCCUAAAUGCCUAAUCUGCAUGGAUGUGGGCAGUCAAAUUUCAAAACUAGUUGCCACAACUAUUGUUGAAAAAGUUUUGAUGACCGAUGAUGGUCUAAGGUACUGUUGUUAUUAUGCGGGAAGAUUUUAUGCAAUAACCCGAGCUUUGGGGAAAAUGGUUGACGAAUUUUCUGGAAAACCUUCUGGGAAGUUGCUAAACCAUAUUAUUUGUUGUUAUAUUAGACUCUCCGAAAAUCCAAGGGCACGUUAUGGUUUAGGAGGAUGUCUCCCUAGGAAGUUCACUGAGACUACCUUCAUUAAAAACCUUCAGGAUGACCCGACAACCAGGCUAUCGCUGCAAAAGUUAUUCAACAGUCUCUCAUCCGGAGACCUUUAUCAAAUACAACCAGGUGGGAAGCUAUCUAUCUGAAAAAAAGCUUCUCAAAAGGCUAAACAGCACGCAAUUGGGGUUAUCCAUGCUUGGCUGGGAGAACCACAAUUUAUGACAUUAUUCAUGCAUACAUACAAUGCUAACGUAAUGCUUAUUCACUAGCUUAGUUUAGGUAAGUUGCAUAGUUUUGCCUAACGAGCUUAAGAACAAAAGGGCCUGUCUUAAGGACCUGUCUUUCUUCAAGUUUUCACCCUUUUUAAGUAUGAAUAUAGUCCGAUACAAAGAGAGAGAAAAUUCAAUGUCGGUUGAUUUUGGUGUAAGAAAGUAAACUCUGCCCUCAGUUUACUCCCUUCCUUUUCAACUACUGUAAACAUCAAUACUCAAAAAGAUGUACAAAAGAAAUUAUCCACUAGUUUUUCAUCCUUUUCUGCCUUCAGCAAGUCUGAUUU